Haliotis rufescens (red abalone) is the source of this 4350-nucleotide messenger RNA. RefSeq names its product sodium- and chloride-dependent GABA transporter 2-like. The coding region runs from base 116 to 2056 and encodes 646 amino acids. The record is from RefSeq and is a predicted model, not a curated record. Gene Ontology annotation, biological process: sodium ion transmembrane transport. The transcript is spliced from 13 exons. NCBI's taxonomy places the organism in Eukaryota, Metazoa, Mollusca, Gastropoda, Lepetellida, Haliotidae. Gene Ontology annotation, cellular component: membrane.
GAAGUUGUUUGACAAGCUUGGAAAGAUCAUCCUCACAGGGGCCAAGUCGGUGUAGUGGUCGUACAUGGGUUUCAGUGUUUCCUUUUUCUUUUUCUGGUUCUAAGGAAACAAAGAUAUGGAGAAAGAGGAAGAGUCAAACAAUCUGGCAGUAGCGACGCCCCCCGUUGUGGAACUAGAGGAAGAAGAAGGGGUUAACAAGAGAGAAACAUGGGGAAGAGCUUUUGACUUUCUUUUGGCUUGUAUUGGAUUUUCCGUUGGCCUUGGAAAUGUGUGGAGAUUUCCAUACCUUUGUUACAAAAAUGGAGGAGGUGCCUUCCUCAUUCCAUACUUUCUAUGUGUCAUCUUCGGGGGAAUCCCGCUCUUCUACCUGGAGGUCGCCCUCGGCCAGUUCAUGGGGGUCGGAGGCCUGAAGGCAUGGAACUUGGUACCUCUGCUGCAAGGUAUUGGUAUGGCCACCGUCAUCAUCGUCUUCCUCCUCAACUGCUACUACAACGUGAUUCUGUGCUGGGCCUUCUACUACAUGUUCUCCUCAUUCACAACCGAGUUGCCAUGGGCAACCUGCAACCACGACUGGAACACCGAGAACUGCUCCGAGAACUUCGUGACAGCAGCUAACAUCGUCAACGGCACCAACUCCUCCGACCCUGGAAACAUCAUUACCAACCUCACUGACCCCAACAUCACACAGUCCUUCGUGGACCCCGUCACCGAGUACUGGGAGCAUAAGGUUCUGGGAAUCUCCAGCGGCAUUGACGACAUGGGCUCCAUCAAGUGGGAUCUGUGCCUCUGCCUCAUCUUCGCCUGGAUUGUCGUCUACGCCUGCAUCUGCAAAGGCAUCAAGUCAUCCGGCAAGGUGAUGUAUGUGACCGCCACCUCCCCCUACAUCUUCAUGUUGUGUCUGCUGAUCAGGAACGCCCUCCUCGAUGGCGCAUACGACGGUGUCAUUUUUUACCUGAGACCAAAUAUCUCCAAGCUAGCCGACAUACAGGUGUGGGUGGAUGCUGGGACGCAGAUCUUCUUCUCUUAUUCCAUCUCUCUAGGUGCUCUGACAGCUCUCGGAUCUUACAACAAGUUUCAUCAUAAUUCCUACAGGGACGCUGUCCUGUUCGCACUAACCAACAGCGGUACCAGCUUCUUCGCUGGCUUCAUCGUGUUCACCAUCCUGGGCUACAUGGCGAAGACCCAGGGCCGAUCCAUAGAGGAUGUAGCCGAAUCAGGCCCUGGUCUGGCUUUCAUCGCCUAUCCUAAGGCUGUGGCUCAGAUGCCUGCGGCUCCUGUGUGGUCCAUCCUGUUCUUCCUCAUGAUCAUCCUGCUCGGUCUCGACAGCCAGUUCGUGGGCGUGGAGGGUGUGAUCACGGCGGUGGUCGACCAGUAUCCCAAAUACCUGAGAAAGGGGUACCGAAAAGAGAUUUUCAUCGGCAUAGUGUGUUUCCUCUCCUUCCUUAUUGGUCUCUCCAUGGUCACAAACGGAGGGAUGUACGUGUUCCAGCUGUUCGACUAUUACUCAGGUAGUCGUAUCAUCCUGCUGGUAGCUUUCUUCGAGCUAAUCGCCAUCGGAUAUAUCUACGGCGUCAAUCGCUUCCUGGCCAACAUUGAGAUGAUGCUUGGCUGGAACAUCCUCCCCUUCAUGAAGGUCUGCUGGCUGGUCUUCUCGCCCAUCUUCUGCAUUUCCAUCUUCGUGAUGAGUGCCAUCAACUACUCGGAGCUGACAUACGAGAGGCCUUCGGGGGUGUACGUCUACCCCAACUGGGCGGUGGCCAUCGGCUGGACAAUGGCCUGUCUCUCUAUCGUCUGGGUGCCCAUCAUUGCCGUCUACAAGUACAUCAAGUGCCGCGACUUGAUGGUGUUGUUACGUCCGACGGGUUUGAAGCAGCAUCAGAUGCGGCCUUGCGACUACGGCCAAUUGACCUACGACGAUGUCUUGAAACAGCGGCAAGGACUGCCCGUUAGCAUACCCCAGUACGUGGCCCCGGCGACAAACAUGGACUCGCCCCCACCCGCGUACGUGAACCCAGGUUACGAGAAGGACAAGGAGUCCUACUUCACUCAAUUAUAAAUAACCCUUUUUGACAUUUCGGGAUAUAGUUUAUGUUUUAACGUUUCUAAGAUGUUGCUCAACCGUAGCGUAAGUUUGUUCUUCAUUUAUUUUGUGGAAUCCGUGUUUUGUGUUUUAUAAAUGUGAAGCAAUUUUUUUACAACUAUUUUAUGUUAAUUCAGCCAAAGUAACCUAGUGUCUCAUAAUGUAUGUGGCAAUAUUUUUUACUCUCAGUAUAAUUUUCCCUGGUUCAACUGAGGUGUGUAUACGAAGUUGCCUUAUCAGCAAUUGUUGACUUUUUAAAAUACAAGUAACGGGAAUAUUUUACAUUUCAGAAUACCCUUUCAACUUUAUUUAUAUUCAUGAGUUGUAAAAUGUAAUACAGUAUUUUAAUAUAUUUGAAAUUGUUUAUUUUAACUGGAACUGAAAUAUUCUCCAAUGUUUUGCCUUCAUUCAAAGUCAAACUAAAAUUGCACUUAAAAAAACAGUUGUGAGAAUUCGUAAAAAUGUUAAUGCAUGAUUAAACGUUGGUUGGUUUCAAUUAAUAGAUGGGGAAUGUUUUCACAAAAAUACUCAAAGAAUAUCAAUGCUCCCAUGAUCGAUCAUCGUCAGGACUGAUGUCAGAAAAUAUGUGUUGUCGAUACUAAAUAGGUACUAGUAACUAUGGCACAGACCUCAUAACGCUUGGUUAAAUGUGUGGUAACGGCAGGUAAAAUCAAAGUGUCAAAAACAUAUGAACUAGUGACAGAACUAUCUUUUGGUCUCUCAUUUCUUGCGAACCAUUUUCACCGAUCUCUGUUCAAAUCGGUCGCCACUAACCCUUUAAAAAACAUCACAGUGUUGCACGAAUCAACUAAAUUCGUUACUCAUCCAUAUAGCCAAGUUGUCUUAGAAUGUCUUUAUGUAGGCUUUAGACGAGUUAACCUGUGUUAAGGGUAUGUGCGUUUAUGUAGUGUUUGAUUGUUUUACGUGUUUGUCGGGAACAUUGUUCGAUCUGAUUACUCCAUCCGUUCUAAUGAGUCGUCGCGUUAUUGGAAAAUAAUAUGAAUAAAAAGAUAGCUGCACGAGUUGUACCGUUUAAAAUGCAACAGAUCUGAACAAUUAUACACCUGGGAAAUGGUUAAGCAUCGCUUCCUGUAUAUUUCUAUGUGAGUGAGUGAGUAUGGUUUGACGCCGCUUUUAGCAAUAUUCCAGCAAUAUCAAGGCGGGGGACACCGGAAAUGGGCUUUUCACAUUGUACCCAUGUCGGGUAUCGAACCCGGGUCCUCGGCGUGACGAGCGAACGCUUUAACUACGAGGCUACCCGACCAUGUAAAAUAGCCAUUUAUGAAAAUCGUAUCUUGUAAUAAUGUUAGAACGAAAACGUUUGUUUUUGUUUUCGAGGGACACAUUUGAAAUGACAAACAGAUAACCAAAAUCGAUUAUUCAAUUACAUAAUUUGCAUCUGUACUAUCGAAUAAUGAUUUUAACUACUCGUUAUUUCUACGACUCCUUCCCAUCAUAUGGUAUGACCCCAUGUGACCAUCUGAAGAAACGUACAGUGUUAUUUACCAACUUGUCAGCAGGUAUUGGUUGUAACUUUUCCAUGUAUAUAUAACGACAUCUACAGUGACAUUAAUAACUGAGUGCAAAAAUAUUAUAAUAUUACCCAUAAUGAUACGGAUAUAAGUGAAAUAUUUUCAGUAAUUCUUACUGAGCAUCAUGACAAUUGUUCCAUUUUUUUCAUUAAAUGCGAAGAUGCCCAUUGCAAAGUGACGUCAUUGUCACGAAUAAUUAAAGAAUACGUCAUCCAUUGUUCGUGACGUCAUGAUGAUAUAUGCGACGUCGUUUCAAUAAUAGAAUAAUUGAGCUGAAGUCGACAUUUGUGAUCAGAAAACCCACUUUUUCUAAUUGUCUCAGAAAAAGACGAUGGGUUAUACAAAGAACAACCAACGGGGAACGAGGAAUUGGGGUCUUCUGUCCAUCACGCAUGAAUGCAUGUUGAAAGUCCCUCGCUAAUUUUACAUCGGACAGACACUCCUUAUUUCUCAAUGCUCAUAGAUUGUUUUUUUAAGUAAUACCCAUGCCCAAAUUACUUAUUCUUGUAUGCUGUGAUUUAUCAUUACUUUUUAGAUGUACUAACUUUACUAUAAUUACUCAGAUUUUAGAUGGCAAAGCAAUGACUUAAUGAUAGUCAGUAGAUUAGAGCAUUUAUUGUGUUAUUAGAACAGGUUUUUUAAAAUUUUGUAUAGCCCAUGCAAAUUAUAUUGAGAACAUAUUUGUAUUUACAUCUACAUCAUAAUCUGAAAUAUGAAUAAAGAAUUUUAUAUUUUUCA